UAGGAUCCGCGUCGCCUCGCACUCGUCCGUUUGCCUUCGCUCGAUUCUCAGACAGACAAACUCCGCUGGUUUCCAGGGGUCAUCUCCUCAACGCGACGCGAAAUAAGCCCUUGCCGCGUUUUAUUUUUGGAAUUACCACCUAAAUGUAAUCUAAGCGGUACGGCUGGAGGGUUUUUCUUUUGACUUUGUUUGCAUGGGUUUUGCUGUCAACAUGAAGGAGCGCAACAUGAAAAGCUCGCAUCGAAAGUGGUAGGAGCAGCGGUGAAGAAGACCCCCCCUGAGCCUUGCCCUACAUAACCUCCCAGUGUGCCGUCUAAGAAGCCUCAGAGCUGCCAUGGCCAAGUGGCUGAAGGACUACCUGAGCUUCGGGAGCAGGAGGGUCCCCCCCCAGCCUCCCACGCCGGACUACACAGAGAGCGAGAUCCUCAGAGCCUACCGGCUCCAGAAGAACAUGGACUUCGAGGACCCCUACGAGGACGCAGAGAACCGGUCCAGGUGCGACCCGGGACCCCCCGACACGCCGUCCACCCCUGUGUACGGGUCGCCCAUGAAGUGCUCGAACCUGGACAUGAAGUCGCCCAAACACAGACUGAUCAAGGUGGACUCCCAGGACCUGGGGCGCACCAAGAUCCUCCUCAGUGCCAUCUCCUUGGAGGACCAGCAGGAGCCAGUGAUUCCGUCCGCUCCGCUGGCCCGCGAGACGGACUACUCGGACCCGUUUGACGCCCGGUCGGACCUGAGGACGGAGCCGGACCUGGGGCCCGUGACGCCCUGCGAGAACAACGGCUACAUGGAGCCGUACGAGGCCCAGCGCGUCCUCACAGAGCUGCAGCGUGGAACGGGAGGAGGAGGAGGAGGAGGAAGGGUUCGAGGGGGAGUGCAGCUCUACGACACCCCGUACGAGGACGAGCGGGGCCGGCGCCUGGGCUCCUUGGAGCCCCCCGAGGAGCGGGGCCGGGGCCCCAGCCUGGGCCAGCGCUACGGGGAGUCCCCCGACGAGGUCCGCGAGGGCAGCAGGCUGCCCCAGGACGACGAGAGGCCCGCCGACGAGUACGACCAGCCCUGGGAGUGGAAGAAGGACAACAUCUCCAAAGCACUGGCAGUUCAGUUCGACGGUGCCGAGUGGGACCGCUCCCCACCGCCGACGGAUCGGUUGCGGCCCCUGGGGCCCAGGCACAGCCCGCUGGCAGGCGGGGGGCUCAAGUUCCGCAUGCCCCAGGAGAGCCACACCAUGAUGGGGGAGCGAGUGGACCCCGGCCUGCCCCUGGAAAAACAGGUAUGGUACCACGGAGCUCUGACCCGGUCCGAGGCAGAGUCUCUGCUGACUCUGUGUAAGGAGUGCAGCUACCUGGUGAGGAACAGCCAGACCAGCCGCGCAGAGUACUCCCUCUCACUACGGAGCUGCCAAGGCUUCAUGCACAUGAAGCUCUCCCAGUACAAGGACGGCAAGUACGUGUUGGGCCAGAACAGCCCGCCCUUCGACAGCAUCCCCGAGGUCAUCCACUACUACACCACACACAAACUGCCCAUCAGGGGUGCGGAACACCUGUCCCUGCUGUUCCCCGUGCUGGUGCAGACGCUUUGAUUGCCACCCCCCCCCCCCCCCACCCCCCCCCAUCACCAGAACUCAUCCUGCACCUCUGGGGGGGGGGUCACUCGGUUCGCGAUUGGACGAAUAUGACCUGAACUCGAUUGACGAUUUGAAUGUCUUGGAUAUGGGGCCCAUCGUGGAGAGGGGAACCCUCAUCAGCCUGGCCUCUCUUUCGGACCGGACCACUUUCGUUGUGUUCUCUUAACGCAUGGACGGGGUCUUGCCAGUGCCCUCCUUCCCGCCUCACUCCCAACUCCCACACUGCGGUUGUACCAGUGCCAAGUGUCUCCAGUGUCCAGGGAAAUCAAUUCCCGUGCAAUACAAUACCGGAACGUUAAGGUCCGUUUCGCUGUCUUCGCUCAACUUUCUAAUGAUGCGCUAAGGAGAGGGACUUCUUCCUAUAGGCUUGCUGCUUUAUCCGUUCGCAUCCAAUGUACCCGACGGAAAUAAACGAGGAAAAGAGUUUUGUAAAGGUUGUGGGUCGUGAAAUGUUUUGAUUCCCUUUUGAAGAGUAUCUGAUGUUGGGGCUCGAUGGAGCGCUAAUACACAAACAGAUGUAUUAAACAGCAUCGAGAUUUGCAGAGCCCCCCCAUAGUGUUCUCAUCGCUUGUUGUGGAGCACAUUUAUGGAGCCUGUGGAACUUAUCCAUUUAUCCAUUUCAAAUAUCGAAGGCUGAUUUCCAAACAGGACCUAAAACUAUUGGCUGAAUACGUGUUUAUUCAAAAAGAAAGCUGCCAAAAUUCGCCAUUGUUAAUUUUUCAACCAAAAACUCCCUCCCUUAGCACAGCUCUUUGGCACGUGCCCACAGAUGGUAUUUUUUUUUUUAUAUGUUGACGUGCUGCUUAACGUCGAGGACCUGCUUGAGCCGUCCCCUCAUCGGGUGCCCUCUUUCAGGUCCUCACACUCCAGUGCUCGUACAUGCGUUGACCGCAUUGACCGUACCUCCUCCUCCUCCUCCUCCUCCUCCUCCGACCCGUUUACUAGUCGCCUUUCAUCCCGCUUUCGCUCGCUGGUCUGGGAAGCGGCCGCGUGCCACUGAGGGCACCUUACCCUCACUGACCCCUCGGGGGCCCCGGGAAGUGCUCCAUGAGACCGGGGGACCCCAGUGAAGAGGUGCUAAUCUGGAAACACCGAUUUAUCCUCAACCGAGGAACUCUUAGAAACCCUCUGAAUGUUGGCCAGCGUUUUACGAUUUCUUUUGAAAGUGUCUUUAGAUCCCGAAAUCUGGAGCGCCCAAUUGAUUACACGCUAGUCCCACUCCUUGACAUUGGGGGUUUUGUUUAACCGAGGGGUGUUCUAUGAAUUGGAUGAUGCUGCGUCCUUUCCAUGGAUGGUGGGGGGGUUGUCUCAAAGCUCGUCCCCUUUCACAAAUUAUGUUUGCAAGCCGUCGACUUAAGUUAUGCCAAAAUAGAUAAGGUAACGUUCCGGUUAAUUUAUCCGAUAUAUUAAUAUGCCUGAGUUGUGUGUCUAAACUGUGUUGUUUGCUCGUUCUACGGUACUAAAAGAAAAGAAAAAACGUAUUGCUGGGUCCUUGUUUUGUUUGGAGCAGUUCAUCUUUGAGUAAAACAAUAAAGUGCUUUUAUCUAUU
Gadus morhua (Atlantic cod) is the source of this 3179-nucleotide messenger RNA. RefSeq names its product Src homology 2 domain containing transforming protein D, b (gene shdb). Bases 335 to 1585 code for a protein of 416 amino acids. The record is from RefSeq and is a predicted model, not a curated record. The transcript is spliced from 7 exons. Gene Ontology annotation, molecular function: phosphotyrosine residue binding. NCBI's taxonomy places the organism in Eukaryota, Metazoa, Chordata, Actinopteri, Gadiformes, Gadidae.